This is a messenger RNA of Plasmodium cynomolgi strain B, 2421 nucleotides long. Its product is annotated as N2227-like protein. Gene Ontology annotation, molecular function: S-adenosylmethionine-dependent methyltransferase activity. The transcript is spliced from 2 exons. The record is from RefSeq and is a predicted model, not a curated record. NCBI's taxonomy places the organism in Eukaryota, Apicomplexa, Aconoidasida, Haemosporida, Plasmodiidae. Bases 1 to 2421 code for a protein of 806 amino acids.
AUGAGGCGACCCCCUCAGCAGGGCACUGUGGACAACCGGGGGGACCCGAAGUCGGAGAGUACCCCUGGGAGGAGCAGCCCCGGGAGGAGCGACCACCACAGAGAAGACUGCACCCAGGACAACACAGACGCCCUGAGCGACGAUGAGGAAAGGCACUUCUGUAACGUUUGCUUUUCCUUCUUGUAUUAUAAAAAAUAUUGCUUCUACGAACUCCUGAGGAUAUAUCGAAAUAUCUCCUCCCUGACCAACGAGGAAAAGACUCUCCUAACUGAAUCCAUUUACAGCAAGCUGUAUAAGAUGUACCUAGCGGUCUUGAAUAACUAUUUUUUUAUUCUUAAUAUAUUGCUUCCGCAGAUCUCAACUCAUGUUAUUUUGCACCUACUGGCACACACUGCUCACCGCGGGGAUGUGGUCAUCGUGGAGGAUUCUGGCAGCGACGAGGGGGGCGGCAGUGGGGGGAGUGGAGGCAGUGGGGGAAGCGUUCGAAGUGGAGGAAGCGUCGGCAGCGUUGGAAGCGUUGGAAGCGUCCCGGAGGAUGCCAGCUGCAGUAGCAACGCAGAGGGGGGCCUCUCCGACCGUAGAAGCAGCAUCGAUGAAGGGGAGAAGAAGACCGACAAAGGAAAAACGCGAAAGAAAAGGAGAAAAAAAAUCCCCAUGGAGGAAUACACAAUCAACGAAAUACUGAACCAUUUAACGGAGGAGGAGAAGGACAAAAUCGAUCGAGAGUAUAACUACCAUAACUUGAAUGCAAGGUUGCUCUGUAAGGAUAACCCAAUCGUUAUACUAAAAGAAAUAAGAUCCAAGUUAAUGAGUGCUAAAGAGGACGAAGGGAUGUCUAAGGAGCUUGAGCUCAAUUUGGAGAGAUCUACAUCUGCAGAUUAUUUGGACGUUGGCUACUCCACCGGGAGAAAAACGCCUCAUAAGGAUGAAACAGGUGCGGACCUGUUAGGCAGUUCAUCGUUGUUUCCUGAGGGGGGAGGGGGGGAAACUCAUGGAGAAGGGAAGCAACAAGGGGGACACUCCUCAGAGCAGUCACACGAGGUAAGCCUUAAGGGAGAGCUCCAGGAGGAGCGGAGAAGGGGCCUGCCCUUCCCGGAGCACUACAACAGGCAGUAUCAUAAUAGGAGGAAGGAGAAGGAAGAGCUGGGUACCCCCAACGGGAAGGGGAAAUCGGAAGAUUAUCGCCAUGGGGGCGACGCCGAGCAGGAGUGCGGCGUGGGUGGAGAAGUACGCGGCGAAGCGUACGUCGCAGACUACCGCAAGCAGUACAGCGAGUACGCGUUCCCCCGCCUGGACGGCGAGCCGGGGGAGAGGCGGCUUGGCGAGUGGCUCGCGAGCGACGAGCCAGGGGGGGAGAACGCUGCGCCGGGUGCGGACCCGCCUGUUGGGGGUACCCCAGGUGGAGCCCCCCCAAGUAGGGUCACCCCAGGUGGGGCCACCCAAUGUGGAGAUCCCUCAAGUAAGGUCACCCCAGGUGGAGCCCCCCCAAGUAGGGUCACCCCAAGUGGGGCCACCCCAGGUGGAACCCCCGCCCAGGGAGAGCACGUGCCCCCCGGACGUCGAAUCACAAGCGCGUACAGCCCCACGCUGGACGAAUACAACCUGCUGCAAAACAUGAGCAAGGUGAGAAGCACACUGAGACAGUUCGUACGAGAUUGGUCCAUGGAAGGAAAACAUGAAAGAGAUAGUGCAUACGAACCCAUGUUAAGAAGUCUGGAUAAAUAUCUACCAAUAACAGAUACGUAUAUCCCAAAGAUCCUUUGUCCAGGAUCAGGAUUGGGAAGACUUCCAUACGAAGUGGCAAAAAAGGGUUAUAGAAGCCAAGGAAAUGAAUUCUCUUACUUCAUGCUUCUUGCAUCUAACUUCAUCCUCAACUACUAUAAUGAAAAGGAGUCAUUAAAAAUACAACCCUAUUGCUUGAACACACUUAAUAGAAGAAAAAGAGACGAUCAUCUAAAGACUGUAACUCUCCCUGAUAUAAAUACAUACAAUAAGGCUAUCCUAAGUACCGAGUUCUCUAUGUGUGCAGGAGAACUGAUCGAGGUUUAUGGAAAGGAGAGGACAUCUUUUGAUGGAGUUCUUACUUGUUUUUUUAUGGAUACAGCGAAAAAUAUUUUUUCAUAUAUUCGAACCUUUGCCAAUAUUUUAAAACCAAACUCCUUGUGGUGUAACGUCGGUCCUCUCCUUUACCACUACUCUGAAAUGACGAAUGAGCUAUCCAUCGAGUUAUCAUGGGAAGAAAUUAAAGUCAUAAUUUCCAAAUGGUUCACCUUUGUGGAGAUUGAAUGGAUCGAUAAUUAUUAUACAACCAAUGUUGAUUCCAUGAUGCAGGUGCAGUACCACUGCAUCUUUUUUUGCGCGAUCCGGAAUGAUGUGCCUGUGGAGGAGCCGACCACGGCGGACCCUCUUCAGGGGGGCUAG